AUGAGAAAAAAUUUGAAAACAUACAGUAGACCAAUCGGAUUAUUGGUAUGUUUUGUUUUCGUAGUCUUCCUUCUUGUCAUUCGUAUUACACAUUCGCGAUCGUUAGAAGAUAGAUUAUAUGCAAUAAAAGGAACAGCAUCGUCAUCAUAUUCGCGUACAUCAUUAUUUUCUUCAAAUAAUGCAAAUGUAAAUUUAGAUCAAGAUAAUAAUUUAAAGGAUGUGACCAAUGAAACAACCUUUAAUAAUGAACUUCUUCAUCUUAACUCACAACGUUUAACUGUUAGUUAUUCAAUAUCAAAUGGAAGUAAAAAUUGA
Molecule: messenger RNA, 315 nt
Organism: Rotaria socialis
Lineage: Eukaryota; Metazoa; Rotifera; Eurotatoria; Philodinida; Philodinidae
Source: the annotation of a GenBank genome assembly